AUUCACGAACUAACUGAAAAUCAAUGAAUGAGUUAAUUAUGAACGGGUUUUCCUUGUACCAAUUUUAAUGUACGAUGAUUUUCUGCCCAAGUAUAUAUGUGCAAUCAAUUUGUAUCAUUCACAGGCGGCAGAAGGGCGUUCGUCGUGUGUAGGAUGGAGGGAGUCAUCGACACUGAAGCAUCGCAAGGGCACCAAGAGGAUAAAGUUCCCACCGCCUCGCACGACGAAGAGCUGACAUGCUCACUUUAUAUUUCGCGGGCUGGCAAUAGCCAGAAUAGUCAAAAUUCCCAGAGUGGUAGCGAAUUGGCAAAAGUGGUCCUGGAAGAUGCAAUACGAGUGGCUAACCCAUCCGCUGGAUGGCAAGUAUCGGAGACUUUGUGCGGUCUCAUAGCUGCCUUUGCACGAGAAGCCGAUGCGGACAAGCUGCUACAGAGAGGAGAUCUUGCACGGAUAUUUGAGGGCCCUGUUCAGGUAGCUCGCUUUUCGGCAAGGGAUUCUCGGUAUCAUCAGGCAGUUUUGUUACGAGACGUGCCCUGGGCGAUCCCACUCCAAGAUCUGAGUUCCGCCUUAUCAAAGCAAGGCAUUGCUGCAGGGAGCGUUGAACGAUCUCGGCAAUACAUCAGAGUUGAGGUUCUCAAUUCAGGUCAUUAUGAGCUGCUCUUACGUCAAGGUCUCGAUUUUUUUGGAGCUGCUCGAUUCACUGCGGUACCAGAACGGUGGUGGCGAAAUGGCGGAUCCGUCGGAGGGGGACCGUCGCAGGCAGUAGUUGGAGGAAAUGCAGCUGGUUGCCACGGAGUCGAGCCGCCACUUGCGCAUCAGGGUGACGGAGUAUUGCAAUGCUACAGAUGCCAAGGUUUCUGGCAUGUAGCCGCCAACUGUAGGCAUUUACCGAGAUGUGUACGCUGUGGUGAACCACACAGCGUCGAAUUUUGCCCACGUCCACGUAGCAAUCCUGUCUGUUGUCAUUGCGCAGGUCCUCACCAUGCAGGAUUUCGUCAGUGUCCAGUCAGGCUGCAACUUUUGAAUGCGACCCCGAUCAGUAUCACGUUAAGUACAACACGGGCGGGAGGUCAAUACGGUCUGCAACCUGAAAGCAAGGCUGGCCUUCCUCAAGAGCAACAGUCGCCGUCACAGGUUGCGCCUAGUCCUUAAAAUCUGAUAACUACUGGUGAAUUUGAGUUACAUAAACGCCUCAUGUCCUAUCAAAUCAUUGUAAUCUAGGUACAGAAAUAUAUUCAAAUAAUAAUAGAUGAUCAACAUUUACAUAGCAAUGUCCUCCUCAAUAAGUAUUAGCCCAAAAAUAGAAGUGCCAUGAAGGAUAAAAAAAAAAUUAUAAAUUCUUAGAGAAUAACUUAACAUAACAGUUAAUAAUGUAAAUGCGUCAAUUGUUUCGAGAUCUUUUUACGUUUAGCAUGACUCUCUAUGCCGUUACAAGUCUGAAAUUCAAGAAUAGCUUGUUAUUAUACGAGGGUUGCGUGUGCCCGUGUGUGCUUUUUGUUCCACCAAAGAUAUAGAAAUUAACAGUAACACAGAGGUCGCCUAAUGCUUUUAUCAAAAACUUAGAUAGUCUUAUCAAUUUUCAACAAACAAGAUAAAACGGACUGUAAAUUUUUUUAAAUGUUUUAUGCAAUUUCGUUCAAAUACAUGCAAAUACUUAUAUUGAAUAUAACCAAGAUGUUUGUAUUUUCAACAUUCAAUAUAAUCCGUUAUGCUGUUGGUAAUUCUAUAUUGAGUAAAUUGACAUGCUCCAAAUUCUCACAGUGUGCAUUUGCCAAUUUGAAAAUACCCGCGCCAAAAAAAGCGAUGUAAAAAAAGCACGACCAAUUACUAAACACGCCGGGUAAUACAUUAUUGGAAGUUCUCUGCCUGUGUAAAUUCCACUUUUUGCUAUAAUAUAUAAAAAAAAAUGUAUACGCACGUAUACAUAAUUUGAAAUUCUAAUAUCAUUCAUUAUUAAUUUACGAUUCCUUAAAUAGUCGAAUACAGUAGAAGUAUAGAAAUGCUAUCAGUAACUAAGACAAGUCAUUGUGUCUGAUUAGAAAACAUAACUUUUAACCAUUGGCAGCAGAGAGAAAAAAGAAUUUCUGAAAGAAAAUUACGUUAAAUUGUAAUGUCAUAAUAUUUAGUAUUGUAAUUCAAAUUUAUAUCAAAUAGUCACUUAUAUUAAUUCCAAAGAGUGCGAGUCAACAACGGUAAUUAUUAUCCUAAUAUAUUUCCAACAUUUACAACUUUGUAUGAAUGACUUACGAUUGGAAGAAGUUUGA
This is a messenger RNA of Diprion similis, 2264 nucleotides long. RefSeq lists its product as uncharacterized. NCBI's taxonomy places the organism in Eukaryota, Metazoa, Arthropoda, Insecta, Hymenoptera, Diprionidae. The transcript is spliced from 5 exons. The record is from RefSeq and is a predicted model, not a curated record. Bases 97 to 1152 code for a protein of 351 amino acids.